AGAUAUUUUCAUGAUGGUCUUACGCACUUGCACCCAAGACCCAAGCUUGGAAAACGGCUACAAAAAUCCAAUUGUUGCACGAAGCAACUUGAGAUCUUGUUUUGUUUUUGUUCCAUAAAAAGCAUAGUGUCUUAAAAGCAAUGCCAUCUCAUAGCCUUCCUUAAAGCUGCUUAACUACAAGAUUAUUCACACUAAUUAUAGAAAAUUAAAAAUUAAAUUAAAGCUGAUCUCCACCCAAACCUGACUUAGGCAAAUAGAUUAUUUCCACUUCGAUCUAUUGCAUGACUUACAGACCGAAGGACAACAUGGCUGAAAAGGUAAGCCAUUUAUUUUUUGAAUCAGAUACACUUUUAGCUGGCUUAUUUAUCUAUGAAGCCACUGUGUCUGUUAGCCAUGUCUGCCAGAUGAUAUUUCAUGCUAUGCCGAAGAAAACAACAAUAUCAAAUUUCUACGUUCUUGGAGACAUCAUGCUUCCUUUACAAUGGCCACAUGGUGAGGAGUGCUAGGAACAAAAUUUUCAAAACUUGAUUCCACUUCCAUGAAGUCGUGCAACCAAGUUUUGGGAGGCAUUGUUUACACCCAUUUUUGCAAAAUAGUAUAAUGAUGCCACGUGUCAUCCAUGUUGGUAGAUAUUUCAUUAGUUGAAAGUUGUUGGAGUAAAUCUCUCUGGAUAAGGUUGAGUGGUUAUUUCCACAACUGCAGCAAGGUUGUUGGUUUGUUGCGAACUUCCAGAAGAAUAAUUGGCAGAAUCAACAGAAUAAUCAGUUUGUUUCAGAUUUCAUGCUGCUGUUGAUUGUCAAGUUGCUGCCACAGAUUUCCAAGCAUGCUGCCAAGGGUGUUUACUGCUAUAAAGAUGCAAAGAAGAAACAAGCAAAGAGGACCAGCCUUUCACACAACUAGCCCAGCGCUAUCUACAUUUUAGUUUUACAAGCAAUGUCUUAGUUUAGAUCCAGUUUCCUCAAACAGCUUUCCUAAUUUAGUCUUUAGCUCUAUGCUGCCAUUAGUUUUAACUCUGAUUUUUGUUAUUUUGUUUUGAACAUCUCCAUUGAUGUAUUUA
Rubroshorea leprosula is the source of this 1057-nucleotide messenger RNA. The record is from the annotation of a GenBank genome assembly. Lineage: Eukaryota; Viridiplantae; Streptophyta; Magnoliopsida; Malvales; Dipterocarpaceae.